AUGUCACACACCACCACACGACCACCCCCGCAACCGCCUUCCCCUGCAACCGCCUUCCCCUGCAACCGCCUUCCCCUGCAACCGCCUUCCCCUGCAACCGCCUUCCCCUGCAACCGCCUUCCUCUGCAACCGCCUUCCCCUGCAACCGCCUUCCCCUGCAACCGCCUUCCUCUGCAACCGCCUUCCUCUGCAACCGCCUUCCCCUGCAACCGCCUUCCCCUGCAACCGCCUUCCUCUGCAACCGCCUUCCUCUGCAACCGCCUUCCCCUGCAACCGCCUUCCUCUGCAACCGCCUUCCCCUGCAACCGCCUUCCUCUGCAACCGCCUUCCUCUGCAACCGCCUUCCCCUGCAACCGCCUUCCCCUGCAACCGCCUUCCCCUGCAACCGCCUUCCCCUGCAACCGCCUUCCCCUGCAACCGCCUUCCUCUGCAACCGCCUUCCUCUGCAACCGCCUUGUCCUGCAACCGCCUUCCCCUGCAACCGCCUUCCCCUGCAACCGCCUUCCCCUGCAACCGCCUUCCCCUGCAACCGCCUUCCUCUGCAACCGCCUUCCCCUGCAACCGCCUUCCUCUGCAACCGCCUUCCCCUGCAACCGCCUUCCCCUGCAACCGCCUUCCUCUGCAACCGCCUUGUCCUGCAACCGCCUUCCCCUGCAACCGCCUUCCCCUGCAACCGCCUUCCCCUGCAACCGCCUUCCUCUGCAACCGCCUUCCCCUGCAACCGCCUUGUCCUGCAACCGCCUUCCUCUGCAACCGCCUUCCCCUGCAACCGCCUUGUCCUGCAACCGCCUUCCCCUGCAACCGCCUUCCCCUGCAACCGCCUUCCUCUGCAACCGCCUUCCCCUGCAACCGCCUUCCCCUGCAACCGCCUUGUCCUGCAACCGCCUUCCUCUGCAACCGCCUUCCCCUGCAACCGCCUUGUCCUGCAACCGCCUUCCCCUGCAACCGCCUUCCUCUGCAACCGCCUUCCCCUGCAACCGCCUUCCUCUGCAACCGCCUUCCCCUGCAACCGCCUUCCUCUGCAACCGCCUUCCCCUGCAACCGCCUUCCUCUGCAACCGCCUUCCUCUGCAACCGCCUUCCCCUGCAACCGCCUUCCUCUGCAACCGCCUUCCUCUGCAACCGCCUUCCCCUGCAACCGCCUUCCCCUGCAACCGCCUUCCCCUGCAACCGCCUUCCUCUGCAACCGCCUUCCCCUGCAACCGCCUUCCCCUGCAACCGCCUUCCUCUGCAACCGCCUUCCUCUGCAACCGCCUUCCCCUGCAACCGCCUUCCCCUGCAACCGCCUUCCUCUGCAACCGCCUUCCUCUGCAACCGCCUUCCUCUGCAACCGCCUUCCCCUGCAACCGCCUUCCUCUGCAACCGCCUUCCUCUGCAACCGCCUUGUCCCAAGUACUGGACACUUUCCAUGAAACAUCAGAGCUUUAUUUGUGAGUGGUUCUAA
Molecule: messenger RNA, 1443 nt
Organism: Haliotis rufescens (red abalone)
Lineage: Eukaryota; Metazoa; Mollusca; Gastropoda; Lepetellida; Haliotidae
Product: formin-like protein 5
Exons: 1
Coding region: 1-1443 (480 amino acids)
Source: RefSeq, a predicted model, not a curated record